ACGCCCAAGUCGCCCUCCUUCUUCAUGCGGCAGGUCAUCACCUCGGUCAACUUCCGCACCUCGAACGGCAUCCGCAAGGACGGGACCGCACGCCCCGUCCACGGCAUCACCGCGGACGCCAACGACUUCAUGCACGGCUGGCUCAACUACCAGAUUGAGCACCACCUCUGGCCGCAGCUGUCGAUGCUCUCGUACCAAAAGGCGGCGCCCCAGCUGCGCGCCAUCUGCGAGAAGCACGGCGUGCCGUACGUGCAGCACUCCGUCUUCCGCCGCCUCAAGAAGACGGCGGACGUGAUGGUCGGCGCCGCCUCGAUGCGCCAGUUUGCGCCCGAGUGGGAGGCGGAGGAGGACAAGUUCGAGUGGAAGGCGUAGCGGAGAGGGCGCGCGCCGUAGCCCCGCCAGCACAGCCCGAGACGAGGCUGGGUGGUCGAGGGUGGUGGAGGGCCGCUCGACGGCGGCGGACGAACUGUGGCGGACGUCUGGACGCGCUGCUCGUGGCGGGGGCGGCAUGGGGGACGGUGUGGAUGGCGCGCGAGACGGCUCGUUCCACUCCUGUCUGUGGUGGUCCCCCAUUGUACCCGCAUGUCCCAUGGUCAUGCGCGACACACAGAUAUCACUUUAUCACGGUCCACGCUCACACAAUGCGCUGCGCAAAAUGUUAAAUGUAUGUGUGUUUGUUCCUCUCUCGAAAGCGGUCUAAAU
This is a messenger RNA of Emiliania huxleyi CCMP1516, 702 nucleotides long. RefSeq lists its product as hypothetical. Gene Ontology annotation, cellular component: membrane. Gene Ontology annotation, molecular function: oxidoreductase activity, acting on paired donors, with oxidation of a pair of donors resulting in the reduction of molecular oxygen to two molecules of water. The coding region runs from base 25 to 372 and encodes 115 amino acids. Gene Ontology annotation, biological process: lipid metabolic process. The record is from RefSeq and is a predicted model, not a curated record. The transcript has a single exon. NCBI's taxonomy places the organism in Eukaryota, Haptophyta, Isochrysidales, Noelaerhabdaceae.